AUGGCCUUUCUCCCAGACAUAGUGAGUCGGCAGUCUGCCAGCUCUGACACGACGGAAAUUAUUCCAGGCUUAAGUGACGGAGCAACAACAGAGGUGGGAAGGCAAGUGAGAGACUGCCUUGGUGGCACGCAGUCCUGUGAAGACAAUUCAACCAAGAACUACACUGCUCCUGGGCCACUAGGCAGCAGUGAAUGCACAAACGACGCAUGCUGCGUGUGGGAUUAUAUCCAGCGGGACUUGGUACAGAUAUUCCAAAGCCUCGAUGGAACCUGCUCUCGUCUUGCCCGCUCCUCUGUGCGUCUUGGAUUCCACGACGCCGGGACAUGGUCAACCACCAGUGGGUAUGGUGGAGCAGACGGCAGCUUACUCCUGAGCUCUGAUGAGAUCAAUCGCUUCGAGAACAAUGGUCUCCAGCAGGUCCGAUCAACCGCCCUUGGCAUCCUGGACUCUUAUUCGCAAUAUGAAAUUGUAGCCGCAGACCUGGUUCAAUUCAUGCAUAAUGUAGCAACGGUGGUCUGUCCGUUAGGACCGAGAAUCGUAACGCUGAUUGGGCUCAAUGAUAGCAGUGUUGCGAAUCCAUCCGGACUAGUCCCAGGAAAUAAUGCCACAGAUGGCGAAUACUUGAUUGAGCUGUUUCGAAACAAGACCUUGAAACCUCGCGAUCUCGUUGCUCUCGUUGGCGCCCAUACUGUCGGUCAGCAGUACUUUGUGGAUCCUUCUCGUGCUGGACAACCCCUGGAUUCUACCCCAGGUGUCUGGGAUGUCGACUUUUACCGCGAGGUCACCUCGUCCAAUUCUCAUCCAGGGGGUUUCCGUCUAUCAAGUGACGAAGCCCUUGCCAAUACAGACGAAACUUCAUCCAGCUUCACGGCAUUUGGAGAUCGAAACACUGGCCAGACAGUUUGGAAUGCCGAAUAUGCCACUGCCUAUGUCCGUCUUAGUCUCCUCGGGGUUGACAACAUCAACCAUCUUACGCACUGUACAAAGGUUCUUCUGGAUGCAGUGACAUCAUUUUCAUCUCCAUCAAGCACUCCUACCUCGCCAUCUUCUUCGCUGAAGAUUCUGCGUCGGAUAUCAUUGACUUCGGUGUUUGCUUGGGUGGCUUUGUUGGCUCCUGUAUCUUUAUUCUAA
Molecule: messenger RNA, 1131 nt
Organism: Aspergillus wentii DTO 134E9
Lineage: Eukaryota; Fungi; Ascomycota; Eurotiomycetes; Eurotiales; Aspergillaceae
Exons: 4
Coding region: 1-1131 (376 amino acids)
Biological process (GO): cellular response to oxidative stress; response to reactive oxygen species; hydrogen peroxide catabolic process
Molecular function (GO): peroxidase activity; heme binding
Source: RefSeq, a predicted model, not a curated record